AGUCUUGGAGCCUCUGGCCAGGUCUCUGCUGUAGCUGGGGGCUUCAGGGCCCAGUUCCCCUCACUGGGGGCCAAACGUCCCCUCCAGGUCCUCCAACCCCGACUCCCAGGUAGCAGCUGCCAGAUUUCCCCAGAAACACAGAAAAGUAUUGGGCCUCACCAGAGACCUGGGUGUGGAGGCCUGGGGCAGCCCCGUCCAGUCACUGCCACACAGGCACGUGCCACUCAUGCACAUCAACGUCAGGCUCUGGCAGAGCCGGCCUGGCUGUGUGUGCCUCACGCAGAGCCCAAGACCUGGACUCAGGACCAGGCAGGGGUGGGUGGGAGCGCAAAGCCACUUCUGGGAGCUCACAUUUUUUAUGUGUGUAGAGUUGCUGAGCCUCUGGGCACAGGGUUAGGGGGCUGAUGGGGACGGUCCUUGCGGGGCUAAGCUGCACACCCCGCAGAGCUGGGCAGGCAGGGGCAAGGGCAGUGAGGACCCAGGAGAGCAGUGGCCAGCGCAACCCCCUCCAGACUCCCAAGAGAGGCGAGUGGAGAGAAAACCCACCGUGGGACCCCGGGAGGGAGGCAGCAGCUGACAGCCUGCCAGGCGCUGGGAGGGGUGUGGAAGGGGCUCCCAGGGCCCCGCUCAGCCCCUCCGGUCCCCGCAGGCUAAAUGAGCCCCGCCACCUGGGGUGGGAGGUGCGGAGCCCAGGGAUUAGUCAUCCCGGCCCUGCGGAGUGUGCAGGGGGUGGGCCCUCCCGUCCCUCCGCCGCCCAGAGCCGAGUGGGCGCGGGGCGGGGCCUGCAGGGGCGCGGGCGGGGCGCUGGCGGGGAGCCUGCGGCGGAGCCAAUGAGAAACGGGGCUCGGCGAGCCGGCCGCCCACGGGCCGCGCUGGCGGCAUAAAGAGCCUGCGGCCGGGGCUCAGCGCAGAGCUCGGGCGCCGCGUCCUCCCUCCGCAGCCGAGCGGGACCUGCCUCUCGGGGCGCGCUUCGCCAGCCCCACGCCGGCCCGCAGCGACAGUCAGGCGCUCCCCGCAGCUCCGCACGGGACCCAGGCCACCGGGCUCCGCCGCCGGACCCUGCGCCCUCCACCCCGUCGGCCCCGACGAGUUUGCGCCCCUUCGAGCGCCGGCCUCUGCGCGCUGAUGGAGCUGGACCACCGGACCAGCGGCGGGCUCCACGCCUACCCCGGGCCGCGGGGCGGGCCGGCGGCCAAGCCCAACGUGAUCCUGCAGAUCGGGAAGUGCCGGGCCGAGAUGCUGGAGCACGUGCGGCGGACGCACCGGCACCUGCUGACCGAGGUGUCCAAGCAGGUGGAGCGCGAGCUGAAGGGGCUGCACCGCUCGGUGGGGAAGCUGGAGAGCAACCUGGACGGCUACGUGCCCACGGGCGACUCGCAGCGCUGGAAGAAGUCCAUCAAGGCCUGCCUGUGCCGCUGCCAGGAGACCAUCGCCAACCUGGAGCGCUGGGUCAAGCGCGAGAUGCACGUGUGGCGCGAGGUGUUCUACCGCCUGGAGCGCUGGGCCGACCGCCUGGAGUCCAUGGGGGGCAAGUACCCGGUGGGCGGCGAGCCGGCCCGCCACACUGUCUCCGUGGGCGUGGGGGGUCCCGAGAGCUACUGCCAGGAGGCGGACGGCUACGACUACACCGUCAGCCCCUACGCCAUCACCCCACCCCCGGCCACCGGUGAGCUGCCUGGCCAGGAGCCCGCCGAGGCCCAGCAGUACCAGGCGUGGGUCCCCGGCGAGGAUGGGCAGCCCGGCCCCGGCGUGGACACGCAGAUCUUCGAGGACCCCCGGGAGUUCCUGAGCCACCUGGAGGAGUACCUGCGGCAGGUGGGCGGCUCGGAGGAGUACUGGCUGUCCCAGAUCCAGAACCACAUGAAUGGGCCGGCCAAGAAGUGGUGGGAGUUCAAGCAGGGCUCGGUGAAGAACUGGGUGGAGUUCAAGAAGGAGUUCCUGCAGUACAGCGAGGGCACGCUGUCCCGGGAGGCCAUCCAGCGGGAACUAGACCUGCCCCAGAAGCAGGGCGAGCCCCUGGACCAGUUCCUGUGGCGCAAACGCGACCUGUACCAGACGCUGUAUGUGGACGCCGACGAGGAGGAGAUCAUCCAGUACGUGGUGGGCACCCUGCAGCCCAAGCUCAAGAGGUUCCUGCGCCACCCGCUGCCCAAGACCCUGGAGCAGCUCAUCCAGCGGGGCAUGGAGGUGCAGGACGACUUGGAGCAGGCGGCCGAGCCGGCUGGCCCUGGCCCCCACGUCCCUGCCGAGGACGAGGCUGAGACCCUCACGCCCGCCCCCAACAGCGAGUCUGUGACCAGUGACCGGACCCAGCCUGAGUAGAGGGCAGCCUGGAGCCCCCAGCCUGCCCAUCACAUCCAGCCUGUGGCUUUGCCCACCAGGACUUUUGAGCUGGGGCUGACUCCUGCAGGGGAAGCCCUGGUCCAGCUGGGUGCCCCCUCGGGCUCCGGCCCGACUUGCACCCACUUGUGUCAUCCAGAUGUGGGCACCGCACCCAGCAGCAAAGAGCCCUCCCCCCUGCAGGGCUCCGCCCAGCCCCUUCCCUCCGUCUGUCUUCCCGGCCUGGACCCCACCCUCCACACACUCGGACCAUCACACAACACCCCGGCUUCCUCAAUCUGCUACAACGCCCAGGCCCUCUGAACAUCCAGAAAACCAAGUGUCGGGAUGGCAGGGGCCAGCGGCCACCAAGCUCAUGGGACACCCCAUAGCAGGAGCUAGGGCAGAGCCAGUGCUGAGGGAGCUUCGACUUCCGGCGCCGCCGCCCUCUCCCGGCAUCCCCAGAGCCAGCAGACGCCCUCCCUGCCUCCCAGGGCAGCUGGCCAGCCUCGGGCAGAGCGGCCCCCUCCUCCCAGGGGAGAGCGGAAGUCACAAACGCAGCAGCAGCAGACCUGAUGUCCUGGUGCCUCCUGGCCCCACAGCUCCGGUGAUUCACACCCGCCUGGAGAAGAAUCAGAGCUCAGCUCAUGACUCAGCUGUGGCAGGCGGAGGGUCCCAGAGGGGCUGAGUCCUCAAAUCCGGCUGAGGCAGCAGCCGGCACCCUCGGAGCCAGGAGAGUGACAGCAGGUCUCAAGGUUCCCACGAAGUCUUUGCUGCUGUGCUGGGCACCACCCACCCCUCACCUUGCAGGCUGCCCGCAUGGGAGGCAAAGCUCCAGGACAGCCCAGAGCGGGGCUACAGAGAGGAGUCGCUGCGGCAGAGGGCAAGAGCCCAGCUUAGCCCUGAGCGCCAGCAUGAGGGCCAGGGCCUGCCGCUAAGCCCGCCCCGCUGGCCGCCAGCUGCCCGCCCCCAGAGCCACUGCAGCAGGAGUCGGGGUCCUGCCUCCCGCCCAGCAGGGAACCCCCGCCCGCUGCCAAGCCAUCCUCUCUGCCAGAGGCUUUCAUGAGCCCCAAGGCUGGGCCCACCGCCCCUACUCCUGCCCAGGAACCCUGAGCCCAGAGCCCAGCUGCAGGGAGGUUGCUCCUGGGGCUCUUCCAGGCCUUCCGCCCCGCCCCGACACCAGCACCCUGGUGCUGGCGGGCCGCUGGCAUCUGCAGCCUGAGCAGGCGCUGGCCAGGGCUCGUCGUCUGCCUCGUCCGCUGGGGAACUAGCCCUCGACCACUCUGACAAGUCUUCAGCCCACACCCUGCCAGCCCCACAGAUGUUACUUUUACACAUAAGCCAUAACCAGCCCGCACAGGUUUUGGGGGAGCCCUGGAGCCUGUGGAGACCCUGGAAACCUCACGAGGGUGCGGCCAGCCCUGCCCCCUGCCCCACACAGACCAGGCCUUACAUGUCCGUCCAGGCCCUGUGCACCUUACCCCAAAGACAGACUCGUUUUGUAAGAUUUUGUUAAUAAAACGCUGAAACUUC
Messenger RNA from Saimiri boliviensis boliviensis (Bolivian squirrel monkey), 3852 nucleotides. RefSeq names its product activity regulated cytoskeleton associated protein (gene ARC). The record is from RefSeq and is a predicted model, not a curated record. Gene Ontology annotation, molecular function: mRNA binding. Lineage: Eukaryota; Metazoa; Chordata; Mammalia; Primates; Cebidae. Gene Ontology annotation, cellular component: plasma membrane; cytoplasm; actin cytoskeleton. Gene Ontology annotation, biological process: cytoskeleton organization; regulation of neuronal synaptic plasticity; regulation of long-term synaptic potentiation.